This is a messenger RNA of Anas platyrhynchos (mallard), 6036 nucleotides long. It is a transcript of the gene ANGEL1, whose product is annotated as angel homolog 1. The record is from RefSeq and is a predicted model, not a curated record. Lineage: Eukaryota; Metazoa; Chordata; Aves; Anseriformes; Anatidae. Gene Ontology annotation, molecular function: 3'-5'-RNA exonuclease activity.
CAGAUGGCAGCUGUAACUUUUGGGUAUUGGUACUUUGGGUCCCUGCUCACCCCAUUUCUCUGUGGUGGUGCCUCCCUGCUGCCUUCCCCCACUUGGAUCCUGCUGGUCCACCUUUGCCUACUUUGGACUAUUUCUGAAAUGACUUAGCAGGUUCUGGGUGCCUUGGGAACCAGCGCUGCUUGGGCUCGGAUCGCAUCAACACCGGGUAACGGAGAAGAGAGCAGAUGAGGUUUUGGCUGUGAGACCCCCAGGCAUAUCGAGAGUGGUGCCAGGCUUCUGAUGCUUUCUUUACCUGUCGAAAGAAUGUGCUUCUGGCGAAGAGCACGUCCACCCAGAUAGAAGGCAUCUUUGCUGCAACCAGAGGAAAUUCGGUCCAGGAAGAGCAGGAAGCCCUACUCCAGCAGUGGCUGGAAGAAGGAGCAGGGAAUCUGCCAGCCAGUGAGAGUGCUCCAGCAGUGGGGAAAGUAUCAGCAACGCUCACUAGUGACUGGUUAGAAGGUUCAGAGCUAUUGAUGAGUAGCCUUAGCGACCUGAACUCGGCUCCAGAAGUCACGUGGUGUGCCGGUCAGCAGCUCACGGAGCUAUGUGCCUUGGCUUCUUCAGAACCACCAGACCAUGCAGUGACUAAACUGGAAAAACUACCAGCAGAGAAGACAGUAGCUGUAGUAGGCAGCGCUCCGUGGGCAGCUGUGGUGCCACAGACGGAUCACCAGAUGGUUGGCUGUGCCCCUAUCGGUGUGGGAGGGCAGCAUGAAGACCCGGCCGUGCUGGCAUGGAGCUUAGCAGGUGGUGCAGAGAUGGUGCCAACAGAGCCCCCUGCCUGGCCCGUUCAGGAUGCUGUACAAUUUUGUCCCCUCCUGGAGGAGGUACCCUACCACGAAAUUUUAUGGAGAGACUGGGAGGAUCUUUCUGUCCAGCCUUGUGAGCUAGAGCAGGCUUCAAAAACCCCUCCUCUCUUUGAAUUUCGAGUCAUGUCUUACAACAUCCUGGCCCAGGACCUGGUGGAACAGGGCCAUGAUCUUUACAUACACUGUCAUCCGGACAUCCUGAACUGGGACUACCGCCUUCCGAACAUUUUACAGGAGAUACAGCACUGGGAUCCUGAUGUUCUGUGUCUCCAGGAGGUGCAAGAGAACCAUUACUGGGAGCAGCUGGAGCCAACGUUCAAGAAGAUGGGCUUUGCUUGCUUCUAUAAACGGAGGACUGGGAGAAAGACCGAUGGCUGUGCGGUGUGCUUUAAGGACAGCAGGUUCCAGCUGAUCAGCGUCAGCCCCAUAGAGUAUUUCCGUCCUGGCCUGGACGUCCUCAAUCGGGAUAACGUGGGCUUGGUGUUGCUGCUACAGCCUCUGCUCCCAGAGUGUCUGGAUCUGAAGGCAGUCAGUCCUCUGUGCGUGGCCAACACUCAUGUGCUGUUCAAUCCCCGGCGGGGAGAUAUCAAACUUGCCCAGAUGGCCUUGCUCCUAGCAGAGAUCGACAAGAUUGCAAAAACUCCUGAAGGCAGCUACUAUCCUGUCAUCUUGUGUGGAGACCUGAACUCUGUGCCUGAUUCUCCACUUUACAAAUUCAUCCGCAAUGGUCAGCUUUCCUAUCAUGGGAUGCCAGCCUGGAAGGUGUCCGGUCAGGAAGACUUUUCCCAGCAGUUGCAUUCACGGAAACUGGUGGCCCCUCUGUGGCCGUGUUCACUGGGUGUAACAGACAACUGCCAAUAUGUUACACGGUGCCAGCCAAAGAAACAGGGCAGACGUAAGUACAGCCGGGACUUCCUGCUCCAGUUCCAUUUUUGCGAUAUUGCCUGUGAACGACCACCACAACUAGUCCUCUUGGAAGGUGUGACAGAUGCUAAACCAGACCGCCCUGCAUACUGGCCCAAGCACGCUGCUGUAGUGAAUGACCCCGAACUCCAGCCACUCAUCCCAAGGUCUUCAGGUGUUAUCCAGCAUGGCCUCAACCUGACCUCUGUCUACAGCCACUACCUGCCACAGAGGGGACGCUCAGAGGUCACAACCAUGCCCAUGGGACUCGGUGCCACCGUUGAUUAUAUCUUCUACUCGGCAGAGCCUGUGGAAAAUGGGAGAAGAGGGGGUCGCAGGCUGUACCGGGAUGGAGUCCUGAAGCUACUUGGCCGCCUUUCCCUUCUCUCUGAAGAUGUCUUGUUGAUGGCAAAUGGCUUACCAAAUCCUUUUUGUUCAUCUGAUCAUCUCUGCCUGCUGGCUAGCUUUGGCUUGGAGGUCUCCAGCCUCAGAGAGGGUUAGUGAUGGUCCCCUUUCCCUAAAGAAAAGCUGUUUUGAACGCAGCGGUUUGAGGCUCUGGAUGCACAACCUGCUUGCAAGAAAACUCUUAUUUUUGUCAUGCCCUCAGAGUCCUUUUCUCCCAUUACACCCUCAUAAAAACAAGGGAUGAAAGAGUUGGAGCCCUUCCUGUGUUGGUAUUUUGUGGGUCUCUGCAAACCUGAACUCUGCUUCCAGUGGGCUUCUGGUUAUGUUCAGGCAUUGUCAUCUCUUAAAGGGAUCCAUGUUCCACAGCUUCAUUUAACAGAUGUGUUAGUGCUGCAGGAACCAACCUCACUCCCGUGUUUAUUUGUCCUGUGACAAGAUCUUCAGGGACUGGGGAAAUAGGCAAUGCUGUCCACUUCUGUUUGGUUCAUUGCUACCAAGCAGCAGGGCAUGUAUACACCAAUAUUUUUUUCACACCAAAACAAUGUUUCUUUUAAUUUCUGGGUGAUAGGUUAUAGAGCGUGGUCCUUUGGGAACUAGUGGUGUUGCCUUUGGGAGCAGCGGUUCUGCUAACUGCUUAGAAAUUGCUUUUACUUAAUAAUUAUUAAGGGCUGCAUUGCCGGCAGUAAAAUUUGUAUAAUUGACCCCUUCCAUCAAGAAGCUUGUCUAGUGGUCCAGGGAAGGGGAUUGCUUGGAAUGGAGGCAGGGAUUCUACAGAGCCACCCACAGGAGCUCUAGAUCCACAGCAAGAGCCUAGAGGCCUUGGGAAAGGCUCCCUUCCUUUCUGGCAGUCUUGGAGUGGUUCCUAGGAAACUUGUAGGGAGAAGCUCAUCCCAGUGAAUGUCAGAUGAAGAAAACUGUCCUGUAAGGUGUAACGACCCCAGGAGUCUACAGCUCCCAAAAGGGAGAUGAAAAUGGAACGUGUAAAGACGAAACAGACAUUGAAUGGAAGAGCUGAAGAGAUUCUCACUUGCCCUUCUUUUUCUGUGUUCUCCCUGUUCUGUUUUGCCUUUCGGGACAGAAAACCAACCUAUGGCAUCCUCCUGGGCCAGGCUCCCAGCUUUCUGAGCUAGCCAUGCUUAGGUAGAACCCAUAAGACUGACUCCUGUCUCGUGACAGACGUUGGGAGGGAGGGAAGGCUGUGUCCUUGGAGGCAGUCACUUGGAUCCCAGUGUACCUUUGAUGUCCUGUUAGUGUAGUUUUCUCAUCAGUGUCCUGGACAGCACGAAUACAACAGAACUGUGCCUGUUCCUGGGGCAGAUUCCCUAGUUCAGCAUGACUUCUGGUGCUCAGUUUUGCUGUAAGAGAAGGGAGCAAUAUUGACAGAAACAUGUCUAACAUUCUGUUCACAAAUGGGGCUGGGAAAUCCCGUCCUGCCUCAGUCAGAUUUUUGUGAGAGCGUACAAAAAGACUUUAAAUACCAUUUCCUCUUUUUGUGUCAUACUGGGGAGUUUCAUAUUUUAAAUGUUACUUUCUUUAUUGAAAAAUAAAAUGUUUCUAACUUAAGAAAAAACAAACACAAAGUAACUGCAGCAGCUUGUGCUCCUGGUAGCUAAACUCUUUGAAGACUUGCUCAACAAGGCGCUUCUGGCUAGGAUAUGAAAGAGGAGAACAUGAAUUAGCUACACAAGACAGUAAUGAUGGGUGAUGAGAGGGAAGAAGUGGCUUUAGCUGUUGUCUCCUAUUGCAUCCUCAGAUCCCAGAGGUGGUCUAUUUAGCCUCAGCGGUUAUCUUGCAAAAUGGGUUGCAUUCAAGAACCGUUCCUUCUUCCAAAAAAAAAACCAAAUGCUGCUGAUUUCUGUAAGUCACAGGAACAAGGGGUGGGGGCUGUGUUCUGUCCCCAUAUGACUGCAUACAAACUGCAUAUCCUUGCCCCUGCCACAUGGUGUGGCAUUUGCUUGGUGACGUGUGGAUGGCUUUGGCUGUACCAGCUGGGAUAACGUGUAGGAAUCUGUAUAAGUGAACAGAAAUCUGGGGGUGAGUAUGUUUGCAGCUUUAGUUUGCCCCAAGUUUCACAGGUAAUGGCUCUCGUCUAACACUGGUGUGCUUGUGCCUGGGGAGGGAUGCAGAGCUGUGUGUUUCUGUGGAUGGUUUGUUUUGAGUGCUGCACUAAUUCGUGUAGGUAUUUUAACUUGGAUUUUGUUAUUGGUUUUAUUUGUGAAAGGAGGGGAGGAAAGGGAAAUCUGUGCAACUAGGAACUUUAUUUUUCUGCCAGGCUGUUUGCAGGUUGCCAGAAAGCAGCCUGGUAGCAGAUAACUCCCACCAGCUGGUAACAUUGGAAAGGGAAACUGGGAAGACCCUGAAGGUUUAAAAACAACCCAUCAAAAGCAAAACAAAAAAACACUGUGACGCAUAGUGCUGCCACUUGAAAUGUUAACCUUCUGCUUUGGUUGUAACUGCUGGCCUGGUCUGAUGGUCAGGUAAUGAAGGGUGGGAGGGGUGUGUGUGUGUGUGACAAGCCUGCUGCCCCUCUGCCCCACAUGCACAGUAUGCUGUCAGAUGAGCUGGUUGCCCAAGCACCCUGCCAGUUUUGUGAUGUGGCUGAGGCACAGGAACUGUGCUUGAGCAUCACAAGUGCUUCUUCCAUUACAUUUAGACCAAAGACUUGACUUUUCUUCUGUGUAUCUUGCAUGAAGGCAUCUGUCGUGAGGCUUUAAGGUUCCAGAUAUAUUUUGUUGGAAAAUCUGUUUCACAGGUCAGCCUAACACUUUUUUUUUUUUUUUUUCAAUACAUGAAAUUGUAUGGUAUGUACUUGGAAUGGUUAAGCUGCUGAACACUGUGGAUAUAGAGCCAUAUGCUUAAAAACCCCAGGACAAUGCCUGCAAAUCUUCCAUUUCUUCUUUCUGAGGAUUAGAAAGGUCAAUCUUGUAGCUCCCAAAGCCUUGGCUCACGUAUGUUUCCUUGGGCAUUCAUAUGUUUCCUUGGGCAUUUGUGGGUGAAACUUGCAGAAAUGCAGGACCAUUACAGUUGAUUGCUGUGGUUGUUUUGAUUACUGUCCCUGUAGCUCUGCUGUAGACCCUACAGACUUGCCCUGUUUCAGGAAAGAAGAAUAGCUGCUCUAGAGCAAUUCAGAGUUGGGAGACCUGUGAGUGCCUCUGGCUGUUGGAGACUAUAGGGGGAGUUUGUGGGUGGGGUGGAUGGAAAUAGUCCCUGCCACCAACAUGGCAGCUAUUACAUAGUUGUAGGGGGAAAAUAAUGCAUUCUCUGAUGCUUUGAGAAUAUCACAUAGUGAUAUAAUAACAGACUGUGGUAAUGAGCAACUGGAGGUGGGAAGCAGAAUUAAGAGAUUACACUCUUAGCACUGUUUCUUGACCUAAGUGUCUGAAUAUUUGCAAUUAACAUGGCUUUCUGAUAAAUUACAGAGAGGCAUGUAAACAGUUAUGAACUAGAAUAUUUACAAUCAGAAAGAGGUGUUACGGAGGUAGGUUCUACCUCAUAUUCUCAGUAGUGAUGUAGAGAGAGCUCAGGGAGAUUGGUACUUAGGGAAAGGGAUGCCAGAGACCACUGGCAGCAUGCAUACCUACCCUAUAAUCAGUCUCCUAAGCUGCAGGGACGUGCAGCUGUAGAGGCAAACACAGAUUUGACAAAGUAUCUUAGCUAGACAACAGCUUAAAUUGCACCACAGCUGCUAGGCUGUAAUUAAUUACACCAUUUAGAUGGAAGUCCAACUUCUUUAGCUUUCUCAGAGUCAUAAGUCCGUCACUUCACGAGGAUGCCCUUUAUAAUCAGUUCCCCAAAAUAUAUGGGAUGGGGGAGUGGUAAACAGUGUAAUUGCUCUAAUUUCUGUCCUUUUGUCAAUAAAUGAACCUUGGCUGCUGCUUGA